Messenger RNA from Penicillium argentinense, 2760 nucleotides. RefSeq lists its product as uncharacterized. The transcript is spliced from 6 exons. The record is from RefSeq and is a predicted model, not a curated record. NCBI's taxonomy places the organism in Eukaryota, Fungi, Ascomycota, Eurotiomycetes, Eurotiales, Aspergillaceae. The annotation marks the transcript as partial.
UCGACACCAGCCAAACACACACCCUUGUACUACACUCCGCCCUCCCACGCGGAUGACGCACUGAGCCCUGCUCACAAGUCCGAACAGAUUCGGAACAUCAUUCAGUUUCAUCGAGCUCAUCUCUUGGUCUGCAUCUGUUGGGGUCCAACCAGCAUCGCGAUGCGGCUCUCACAAGCCUCCGCCUUCCUACUCUUCUGGAGAUCGAGCUACGCAGCAACCAACUCCGAAACAGAAGCGACCAUCCUCCGCCACCAUGCAGAGCUAGAAGCGAGAUUCGCAGAAUCGCCCGUGCAAGGCGUGCGGAAAAUGAGCGACGAUGAGGGCGAGAAGUUCUUUCUUGAGUACUGGCAGUUCGCCGGGGAUUCAGAGGGUGCGGCAGCGAUUGUUUCUUCCGGAGAGAUUCAAAGUAGAUCGAUCUUUGAAUUCGAUGGUCGAGAGAGCGACGAUCGAACCGAUUUCUCGCCUGCCCAGUUCCUCACUAGGUCGUAUCCAUUUUCUCCCGCUCUGCCUGGCCUUGAUGAGGGCAGCAAUGUCACAAGGCGCUAUGGUAUUCUUUUGAGGAAUAGUCUAUUCGGUCGAGAUUUUGAGUGUCCUACUGGAACAAAUCCGUGCUUGUCUAUUAAUCGAUCGGAUCGCUGCUGUGCGACGGGGGAUACUUGUCAAGUGAUUAAGGAGACGGGUCAUGGCACUGUUGGAUGUUGUCCGAAGGGGCAGACGUGCGGUGGGGGUGUGGGUUCUUGUCAGAGUGGGUAUACGGCUUGUUCGAAGGCUUUGGGUGGAGGAUGCUGUAUUCCGGGAUAUGAGUGUGUUGAAGGUGGAUGUGCUUACACUUCGGUGGUUACAGUAACAAUUGACCAUACCAUCACGACUUCUACGAUUACCUAUUCGACUCGGCCACAAACAACUCAUUCUGUCGGGACUACGGAGACGACAUCGACGUCGAAGAGCUUCGAGUCAACGGAAACCACUUCUACCGAUAAACUGACACAACCGGCGCGUCCGACGAGUUUGCAUACCACCCAAGGAACAACGACGAUGACCGGCGGGGGUUCAAAUAUGUGCCCGACGGGAUUCUACGCUUGCUCUGCUGUUUACCAUGGCGGGUGCUGUCAGACAGGGAGAGAUUGCGACACAACAUCAUGCCCGACGACCAGGUCGACGACGUUGACGUCCAACGGCAAGACCAUAGUUGUACCCGUGACAACCGGCGGCUCUGACACCGGCUCUGGAAGAUGCGCAAUUGGGUGGUUUAGCUGUGCAGAUACAGCAGGUGGAGGGUGUUGUCCGCGAGGAUAUGCAUGUGGCUCUAGUUGUACCGCGACGGCGGCUACCGCGACGACGACAGUUAAAAAGGAACGACCUACUAGCAGCGGGGGACGGAAGUUAGCAACUGCUCAAUUCCUGCUGCCAGAACAAAGAAAACAAUGGAUGUCAUCAACGCAAACGGUAAAAGGAAACGCCCGACCCCACGGGGGCUUAGUAAUGCGCGGUAAUUCGUUCCUGCGCAGGCAGGAGGUACCGAUCACCGAAUUUGGCCGACACCGGGUCCCGUCUGGGCGAUCUCCGCUCUCUCUCCUCCUCUCCUACUCACCAGCACGUUUGGUAAGUUCCCCCCGGCGAAUUCCCCCUAGAUUGUGGCCAUUUGCAAUUCCUGCAAAUCUUGCACUUUCAGCAUCUGCUACUCUGUCCACGAUCCCAUUAUCGUCCCACUGGACUGUGCUGAACUCCUGCGCUAGGACCGUCGCCAUCAUGUCUGAGAAGCAGCAACAGCCCCUUCCCUUCAUCUACCAAUUCGCCGCCGGUGCGGUGGCUGGUGUCUCCGAGGUAUGUUCUCCCUACGUCUGGCAAUCUGCUAGGCCUGCCCCGGCGUCUCCCGCGAGCGGAAUCCGACCAGACAGUAAAGAUAACACAGAAUUAACGAGCGAAAUCACACAGGUACCCAUUGGACGUCGUCAAGACCCGAGUCUUCAGACCGGAGCCGCCACCGCUGGUGCCGAGCACUACAAUGGCAUGUUCGACUGCUUCCGCAAGAUCAUUAAGAAUGAGGGUGCUUCGCGUCUGUACCGCGGUAUCUCCGCUCCCAUUCUGAUGGAGGCGCCCAAGCGUGCGACCAAGUUCGCCGCCAACGACAGCUGGGGCUCCUUCUAUCGCGGCCUGUUCGGCGUGGAGAAGCAGACCCAGGGCCUGGCCACUCUGACCGGUGCCACGGCUGGUGCCACCGAGGCCUUCGUCGUCGUUCCCUUCGAGCUGGUCAAGAUUCGCCUGCAGGACAAGGCCUCCGCGGGCAAGUACAACGGCAUGCUGGACGUGGUCAAGAAGAUCGUGCAGACCGAGGGUCCUUUGGCCAUGUACAACGGUCUAGAGUCGACCCUGUGGCGCCACAUCCUGUGGAACGCCGGUUACUUCGGCUGCAUCUUCCAGGUCCGCGCCCAGCUGCCCAAGCCCGAGCCCGGCAACAAGAGCCAGCAGACCCGUAACGACCUGAUCGCUGGUACCAUCGGUGGUAUCGCUGGUACGAUCCUCAACACCCCCAUGGACGUCGUCAAGUCCCGCAUCCAAAACACCACCAAGGUCCCCGGUCAGAUCCCCAAGUAUAACUGGGCCUGGCCCGCCAUCGGCACGGUCAUGAAGGAGGAGGGCUUCGGUGCCCUGUACAAGGGAUUCAUCCCCAAGGUGCUGCGUCUCGGCCCUGGUGGCGGUAUCCUGCUGGUCGUCUUCACGGGUGUGAUGGAUUUCUUCCGCAAGAUGCGCAACGAGUAA